Wasmannia auropunctata (little fire ant) is the source of this 5148-nucleotide messenger RNA. RefSeq lists its product as uncharacterized. The record is from RefSeq and is a predicted model, not a curated record. The transcript has a single exon. Lineage: Eukaryota; Metazoa; Arthropoda; Insecta; Hymenoptera; Formicidae. The coding region runs from base 1 to 5148 and encodes 1715 amino acids. Gene Ontology annotation, biological process: proteolysis; DNA integration. Gene Ontology annotation, molecular function: aspartic-type endopeptidase activity; nucleic acid binding.
AUGGAACAACUGCUAUCCGCACAAGCUGAGAUCCAUGGGCGCAUCGGGCGCACUGUGGAUAAUCUAAAAAAAAUGGGAGCAGCCAACGUGACCGCUGCUGCAAUCGAAUCUUGUCUAAAGCUUCUGGACGCCAAGUGGACAAAGGCUGAAGAGCAGCACUCCGAACUGUGUGCUGACUACGGAGACAAGCUCGAAAAGCACGAGUACAUUGCCAACGACUUUAUAAGCGAAAUUGAAGCAUUGUACAUCCAACAACGGGCAACACUCAUGGACUUUGGCAAGGCGCUGGGCGCAUCUGCUCCGGCCCAAACCACGAGGCCCCCAACCGUCGAUCUGACCGUGCAGCGCACCACGCUGCCCCAGAUCCCGUUGCCGGAGUUCUCAGGGAGAUUUGAGGAUUGGCCCACUUACCGAGACCUUUUCGAAUCGCUGGUGAUUGACGAGAAAUCCCUGUCGAACAUAAAGAAGUUUCAAUACCUGAAGGGCAGCGUAAAGGGUGAUGCCCUGCAGCUAAUCACUAGCCUUCCAGUCACCGCAGACAACUUCACUCGCGCCUGGGCGACGUUGAAUGACCACUACGAGAACAAGCGGCUGUUGCUCAAGUCGUACCUCGCUGCGUUUACCUCGCUUCAGAAGAUGAAGUCAGAUUCCGUCGCUGACCUCAAGCGAAUCUUCCACCGAGUAGUGACUACUGUCGGGGCGUUGGAGGGGAUUGGCCGUCCCAUAACGGGUUGCGCGGAUCUCUUCGUGCACCUGGUCAUCGAGCUCUUGGACGACAAGACUCAUCGAGAAUGGGAAGACACGCUUACCAAAAAAUCGGAGCCGCCCUCCUAUGAGAAACUGCGUGACUUCCUCGAGGAGCAGGUACUGAAACAAGAAUCAUUCCGACCUCGAGAGCAAAACAGCUCAGGCAGACCCUCUGAGCGUGGCCGCGCAGCCCGCACAUACAGCACGAAGAAGCAAGGGUAUGAUGUUGCCAGUAGACAUUGCCCACUCUGCAAGCGCCCACAUUUUAUAAUGGUAUGCGAACAGUACAAGCUAAAGUCUGCGCGGGAGAAGCGAGAAGUGGUGAGUACGUAUCGCCUAUGUGAGAACUGCCUGGGACGCCACCACGUAACCGAUUGCCCCUCACCCAAGCACUGCGGUAAGUGUACGGCUCGGCAUCACACUACGCUGCACGACGCCUACGCGAGUGCCCUCUCGGCUCUUGCAGCUCCGGAUGCGACAGCGGCGGUGCACGUCUCGGACUCGCCUCCCGUGGACUGCGCGCCCGUGUUGCUCGCGACCGCCCGCGUCCUUGUUACUGACCGUGCGGGAGAGCGACAUACAGUCCGGGCACUCGUGGAUUCGGGUUCGGAGACCUGCAUGAUCGCCGAAUCAUUGGCUCAGCGACUGCGGCUGCCGCGCACUCCAACAUCGGUGGCCAUUUUCGGGAUCGGUGGACAGCAAACAGGGGUGUCUCGAGGUCGAAUCUCGCUCACGCUCGCGUCAAGAACCUCGGGCUUAUCGUUGGAAAUAAGUGCCCUCGUCUUUCCGCACCUCACAGUAUACGGGGGCGUCGCUGCCAGACGCCCUCGGUCGUGGCUGCACUUAGAGGGACUCGAGCUCGCGGACCCUGAGUUCCUCAACCAGGAUCCCAUCGAGCUUCUCCUCGGAGCGGACGUGUUCGCGCAUAUCGCCCUCCCUGGCCUGCGCAAGGGGGGUCCGCUGGAGCCCAUUGCGCAACAGACUCAGCUAGGCUGGGUUAUUCUCGGAGCCGCGGGUCUCAGUCACGCCGCCUCAGUCAUGACAUCCCUGCAGUGCUCGCCCUUGGAGGAACUCAACUCUCUCGUGCGCCAGUUCUGGGAACAAGAGGAGCCGCCGCACGCGCCCCUCCCCCUCUCCGACGACGAACAUGCCUGCGAGGACCACUUUGUCCGUACUCACAAGCGGGAUCCGAGCGGCCGCUAUCAGGUACGCCUCCCGGUGCGAGCAACCAUCCCGGACCUGUCGGGCUCCAGACGUGCCGCUUCCAGGAUGCUUGACGUCAUGCAGCGACGGUUUAAGAAGGACCCUAUAUUUCGGGACAAGUAUCACGUUUUCCUCCGCGAGUACUCCGCACUUGGCCACAUGUCUUUCGCCGUACCGUUGGCCGAGGGACCUUCGGUCCGAGUGUGCUUCCUGCCACACCAUGGUGUUCUGAAGGGGUCGGGCAGCGACGCCAAGAUCCGAGUGGUGUUUAAUGGCUCAAGUCAAACAAUGACCGGGACCUCUCUGAACGACUUCCUGCGGCCGGGACCGAACCUGCUUCCUGCCCUGACGGAUGUCAUAAUCCGCUGGCGACACCAUCGCUUUGUCUUCAUCACGGACAUCGAAAAGAUGUACAGACAGAUCAUGGUGCAUCCGGAGGACCGCAACCUACAGCGCAUUCUGUGGGAGGAAAACGGUGAGACCCUCGAAUUUAGGCUGAACACAGUAACGUAUGGACUCUCCUGUGCACCCUACUUGGCAAUCCGGGUACUGCGGCAGCUCGCGAAUGACGAGGAGCGGAACUUCCCGCUGGGGGCAGAGGCCUUGCGGAGGGAUGCCUACGUUGACGACAUCCUCUCGGGAGCCUCAACCCUCGCAGAGACCCGGAAUCUCCAAGGCGAACUAUCUCAGCUUUGCACGGCGGGCGGAUUCCCGCUGCGAAAAUGGGCUGCCAACCAUCCAGCCUUGCUCGAGGACAUCCCGCUUGACCACCGGAGUCAAAAACCCGCUGACACCGUACUGCCUGCUGAGAGCCAAUCGGUCCUGGGCCUCAGAUGGAGUCCCGAGGGCGACUCUUUCGCUCCCAUCGUUGGUCGGACCGCGACUGACGAGCCUACCAAACGGUCAUUGCUCUCAUACACUGCCCGACUCUUUGAUCCCUUCGGUUGGUUGGCGCCGAUAAUCGUUCUGGCCAAGCUGCUGAUCCAGUCUACCUGGCUGCAGCGCCUCGACUGGGACGACCACUUGGCCGGUGAAGAGAGGGCGGCGUGGCAACGGCUGACGGAAGAGAUGCCCCUCCUGCAGGACAUCCGGAUCCCCCGGUGGAUGCACAGCGACUCUGCGAGAAGUCAGGUCGAGAUCCACGGCUUCUCCGACGCGUCGGAGCGGGCCUAUGGGGCGGUUAUAUAUCUCCGAGCAGCGGGUAAGGGCCGAGUCCACACUUCGUUGGUCUUGGCAAAAACCAAGGUCGCCCCCUUGAAGCGGGUCUCGCUCCCGAGGCUCGAACUUUGCGCUGCGACCCUGCUUGCCAAGCUGGCCUCCCACGUGAAGACCACGCUGCCCCUGGAGGGGACAGCCACUCACCUAUGGACGGAUUCAACCGUGACCCUCGGCUGGAUUCGUGGCCAUCCGGCAAAAUGGACGACAUUUGUCGCUAAUAGAGUGGCCGAAAUUCAUCGAAAUGUUGCAGACGUACACUGGCACCACGUACCUGGCCGGGACAACCCGGCGGACUGUGCUUCAAGAGGAAUGUCGCCGCGAGAUCUCCUGGUACACUCACUGUGGUGGCGUGGACCAACCUUCCUCAGCGAAGACCCUUCGCAGUGGCCGGUGGACCCUGGAACUCCGGCCACAAUGGAGCUUCCCGAACAGCGCGUCGGCUCAUGUCUUCCAGUCUCGGAGAUACUAGAACCGGAGGAACUGACCCGGUUCUCAUCGCUGAAGCGUUUGCUCCGAGUCUCGGCGUGGAUGUGGCGGUGGAGAGCGCGCCCAGACAUGGUCGACCCCGCUUCAUGCCGCGAGACAACCAUCCUGACCACGGAUGAGUUAGAGCAGGCGUUACAUCGAUGGCUGCGCGUAGUGCAGUCAAUCGCCUUCCGGGCCGAGCUCGACAGCAUCGCCCAGCGAAGGGAAAUGCCACCGCGCGGCCCCCUUCGCCGACUUACACCUGCUGUGGAUGCUCAAGGACUUCUGAGGGUGGGAGGCAGGCUGAAACAUUCAGUGCUCGAUGCAGAUCAGCGACACCCAAUCAUCCUUCCACCAGGGUCGCACCUGACUUAUCUUGUGAUCGACGCCACUCAUCAUCGCACACUCCAUGGUGGCACACAGGCGACCCUGGCAGCAAUUCGUCAGCGAUAUUGGAUCCCUAAGGGGCGACAGCUCGUACGACGUUAUAUUCAUCGAUGCGUACGAUGCGCGCGAUGGCGGGCGGCGUCCCCGCAACCACUCAUGGGCAGCCUUCCAAAGGCGCGAGUCACGCCUAGCCGACCAUUCUUGCACACGGGGGUGGACUUCGCUGGACCGAUUCUUCUCCGUACGACCAAGGGGCGUGGACAUAAGGCCUACAAGGCCUACUUGGCAGUCUUCAUCUGUUUCAGCUCCAGAGCCGUUCAUCUCGAGGUGGUGAGCGACUAUAGUGCCGAGGCCUUUCUGGCCGCUUUCCGCCGCUUCGUGUCCCGGCGAGGAUUAUGCCAGGCCGUAUACAGCGACUGUGGCACCAAUUUUGUGGGAGCCGACUCGCAACUCCGGGCCUUGUUCCAGGCGGCCGGGCAGGAAUGCCACCGCAUUGUGGGAAGCCUGGCAUCCGAUGGCGUCCAGUGGCACUUUAAUCCUCCCUCUGCCCCACACUUCGGGGGAUUGUGGGAAGCAGCAGUCAAAUCUCUGAAGCACCACCUGCGAAGGGUCAUCGGAGAAACAACACUUACCUACGAAGAGAUGGCCACGCUCCUCGCGGAAGUGGAGGCCUGCCUGAACUCGCGCCCAUUGCAGGCUUUAACAGACGAUCCAGAAGACUUGACGGCGCUGACACCGGGGCACUUCCUUGUGGGAGCACCACUUAACUCGAUCCCCGAACCUGCCUUACUCGACAUUCCCGCAAACCGCCUGAGCCGCUGGCGCCUACUACAAAGCAUGCGGGAUCACUUGUGGCACCGCUGGGCCCAGGAAUACUUGCAGGGACUGGCCCCUCGACCGAAGUGGUGGCGAACGACCGGUAACCUGAAGGAAGGACAGCUGUGCCUCGUGAAAAGCGAAGUGACGCCGCCAUCUCGGUGGUCCUUGGCACGGAUAACCCGCAUUCACCUUGGCGAAGACGGACAGGUGCGCGUCGUCGAGGUGCGAACCGCCGCCGGGCAGCUCACUCGACCUGUUGUGAAAAUCGUACCGCUGCUCUCCGCCGACGAGGGCGGAACCUCCGCGUAA